Messenger RNA from Naumovozyma dairenensis CBS 421, 522 nucleotides. RefSeq lists its product as uncharacterized. Lineage: Eukaryota; Fungi; Ascomycota; Saccharomycetes; Saccharomycetales; Saccharomycetaceae. The record is from RefSeq and is a predicted model, not a curated record. Bases 1 to 522 code for a protein of 173 amino acids. Gene Ontology annotation, biological process: protein K48-linked deubiquitination. Gene Ontology annotation, cellular component: cytosol; cell periphery. Gene Ontology annotation, molecular function: K48-linked deubiquitinase activity; cysteine-type deubiquitinase activity; cysteine-type carboxypeptidase activity. The transcript has a single exon.
AUGAAAAUAGCAACACAAUUGACAGAUUUGGGAUUACAAUAUAUAUUAACAAUUUUAGAAAAUGAAUCAUACGCAAUCUUAUUUAGAAAUGAUCAUUUUUCAACAAUUUGGAAGACAAACGACGAAUUAUAUUCAUUAGUUACCGACUUGGGGUUCAAAAGACGUGAAAACAUUGUUUGGCAAAAAAUUAAAUCAGUAGAUGGCUCUCAAGAUAUUUUCUGCGAUGGAAUGUUUGAACCAAUAAAAUUCACAGAAGAACAAGAACAAGAACAAGAACAAGGACAAGAAGAAGAAGAAGAUACCUCAAGGCGAACUUUAAAUGAAGAGGAAAUUCAUCAAAUUGAAAAUGAUGAAUUAUUAGCGAAACAAUUGCAAGAAGAUGAAGACCACCACAUCGGUAAUACUCAGAAGGAAAAAAAAAUUCGAGAAAAAUCAAACAGAAAACAGCAAAUAAAAGUCAUGUAUCAAUACCAAAAUCGCAUAACAAAAAACAAAAUGAACUGCGGCCAGAAAAAAAAGUAA